Anisakis simplex (herring worm) is the source of this 513-nucleotide messenger RNA. Lineage: Eukaryota; Metazoa; Nematoda; Chromadorea; Rhabditida; Anisakidae. The record is from the annotation of a GenBank genome assembly.
AUGUGGUUUUUUGCCAUCUUCGAAGGUCCACCGGGCCAAGCACCCGGGGCUCCACCCGGUUAUGUACCGCAUCCAAGUGAUCCGAGUGCUGCUUAUUAUUAUGCGCAUCAAAUGGAUCCAUCAUCGAUGCAGGCAAGACCACCGCAUGCCUGGCCUCCGCAGGGCUACCCGCCUGGUCCAGCGGUUGGUGCCGCACCUCCUGGCUAUCCACCUCCGCCUGCGAUGCGUUCCGGUGCGCCUAUGAGGGCACCUUUACCUCAACAAAUGGGGCCUUCAUUAGAAGAACAGCAAAGGUACGAGCAACAACAACGACAGCACUAUUACCAACAACAGCAACAAGCUGCUUAUGCUGCACAGCAACAACAGCAGCAGCAGCAACAACAACAACAACAACAACAACAANCUUGCCGCCUUCCGCUACCUCCUUGCAGGUCAGAUAUUACUGAUCAUUUCGUGUGUAAUUUGAAUGUUCCGAGUUCCAAUUAUCGUGAUUAUAUCAUCGAUUUUGUUUAA